AUGCACCCGACGCUGACGUCAAGACGGGUCGGAUCGGAUCGGAUCGGAUCGGCUGUGGUUAUCGUCGCAUUUUAUCGAGGCCAAGUUGCCUAUGUCGUCGGCCUCACGUCAGUUGGUGAGGCCGCGGAGGUGGGUCUCAUCCUCGCCGACAGCACCGCGUGGAAAGUGCGUUUCUAUCACGUCUACGUGAUCGAUAAAGUUGCCCUACUCUGCAGCCGAUGCAGCGUCGGGCCGCCGGAACCGAGGCUUUGUCGGAUUGCCCGCCCGAUGUUGGCGCUGCCGGCGUCGAAGCGCAACGGCAUGACUCAUGCCAUCACGUUCCGGCAGCCUGGCUGCAUUGCGGCGGCCCUCACGAAGCUGGCCGACUGUCUGAGGCGACCGGAAGCGACCGCGCCUUUCCUCGCCUCGCCUCGCCUCGCCUCGUAUCGACCAGCUGAGCGCCACCUGUCUGUCUUCGUGGCUGUGCUGCCGCGAUCGCGGCGUGAUCACCUCGAGUAUCUUGAGGCGAGUCGAGGCAGGUGCGUGGCGGGCCUGUUGUUGCGCCGCUGGGCGUCUGCAUGUGCGCCUCGAUGGAAGUGCGGGCGGCCCCGUACUGCCGACACAGACACACGCACGCACGCACACACAUACGCCAGGAGGCGAGUGCACGCACGCAUUUUUAGUGUACCUCGCGGCGUCAUCUGCUCGCUUCGCCUAUUGGCAGCGAUGUCUGCUCACGUGUUGGUGAGUAUUGCUCUCCGGGGCGGACUCAAGCGGACUGGCUUUCAGCCUUUGAGCACGCCCCAUGUCUGUCCGCUGCUCAUCGUCCCGCGUCCCGCUCUCUCUCUCCCUCUUGCUCUCUCGCUCGCUCCUCGCCUCUGCUCCACGUCUGUCUAUACGACCCUCGGUCGGCGGCUGGCUGGCCCAGUCGAGCACACCUCGUCUCUCGGCCUUGCCGGUCUUUGCGAUUGGUCGACCAGCCGACAGCUCAGCCUCUCUCACCUUCGCACCCGCGUCGCACGCAUACACACACAAGCACACACACGUAUACACACGCACAGCUACUCUCUCCUUCCUCCGCCUAACCCAGCCGCAGUAUCGCGUUCGCCUCGGGCGCCGGCCCACCGUCUCAAUUCGCCCCCUUGUCUGCCCGCCUCUACACGCGAUCGGUGCAGGCGACUCGGCUUCACUUUUCCCGCAGCCCACCGCGGCUACGCCGGCUUUUUCUCCUCUCGCCUCUCGUCGCCUCUCGUCGUCUCUGGUCGCCUCGCCGGCCACGACAACCGCUCACUCACCGUUUCUCGGACUUUUUACCUUUCCGCCCCGCCAGCUCCCCCCUUCGAGGCUGAACUCUUCGGCACCAGACGACCGUAUUGCUGCCUCGUGCCACCGCCGCGGCCGCUUUCACAGACGCAGGCCCGCCCCGCGAGGACACGCUCUGAUGUGCUGACGCCCGCCCCGGCUUCCACGACCCUCCUACCCCCGGUCGGCAUGGACUCGAUGCUGGCCUCGAUGACGCUCCAGCAAUGCCUGCUCACCGGCCCCGGGCUCGACUCCGGCCUGCCCGGCGACAGCGCAGUCGGCACCCUCUUCGCCCGAGCCGGAUUCGCCUCCUCCUCCUCCUCCUCCUCCACACUC
Molecule: messenger RNA, 1617 nt
Organism: Protopolystoma xenopodis
Lineage: Eukaryota; Metazoa; Platyhelminthes; Monogenea; Polystomatidea; Polystomatidae
Source: the annotation of a GenBank genome assembly